Molecule: messenger RNA, 2243 nt
Organism: Darwinula stevensoni
Lineage: Eukaryota; Metazoa; Arthropoda; Ostracoda; Podocopida; Darwinulidae
Source: the annotation of a GenBank genome assembly
UUUCAGAGAAAUGAUUGAGAGAUAAAAUGGAAUUCAAAGCAGAAAUGAGGAAAACUGAAGAUUGCGAACUCACGCAGUGCAAACUAAGGAUUGAUGGAAUGACUUGUCAGUCUUGUGUGAAGAACAUUCAGGGAACACUUGGAACUCUUUCUGGAAUCAAGACAGUGAAAGUGAAUCUUGCAGAAAAGUUAGGAAUUGUGACGUACAACCCAAGCCUCAUUUCUGCCAAAGAAGUACGAGACCGUAUCAAUGAUAUGGGGUUUGAAGCCUCACUUCUAAUUGAAGAAACAUUCUGUGAUAAUAGAGUCAGUCAACCUGUCAAUCUUCAGUGCAAAGUGUUCAUAGAAGGUAUGACAUGCAUGUCAUGUGUGAGGAGCAUUGAGGAGAAGAUUUCCACCCUUCCAGGGAUUGUCAGGAUCUCAGUGAAUCUGAAAAGGAAAGAAGGGACAGUGGACUACAAUUCAAGCAUGAUGACUCCAUCAGCAGUGUGUGAUGCUAUAGAUGAAAUGGGUUUUCAGGCAACAUUGCAACAGGGUUUUGAAUGCAUACCUAUCCUUAAUGGGCCAGCAGGUGAUACUAAAGAAUCUCCUACCAAACUCUUGUCUUCUCCAUCAUUUCCCUCAUUUCCUUCUUCCCCAGUGAAGUCUCUGCCCUCAGAGUCUGGUGUGUACAGCAUCCUGGUGUCCCUCAUGGCUGCCAAGGCUGAGGUUCGUUAUGAUGCAUCAGUCAUUCUGCCAGCACAGAUUGCGAGUGGAAUCUCUGAUUUUGGCUACCAAAGCUUUGUGAUGGAGGAUACCCUAUGUUGUAAUGGAGAGAUUCAAUUGUGGAAAUCUUUUCCUAAUGCAAAUCUACUGAACAAGGAGAAAAUCAUGAAUGGUUUUCAGAUGAUUUUUAAUUUUCUGUUUUUUCCAUAUUUCUUUAGGUUAUGCAUUGCCCCACCUAUAUACACUACCUAUGAGAUGCAAUUGCCAUACACAAUACGAGGGAUGACAUGUUCCUCCUGUGUCCAUGGUAUUGAAUCCAACCUGAAGAGUAAAAAGGGCAUCAAAGAUGCUGCUGUGGCCCUAUCCACACAUUCAGGGAUGGUUUGGUAUGAUCCAGAUAUUAUUGGACCAAGGGACAUCAUUUCUAUGAUUGAGGUUGGCUUUCAUGUCCUGGAUUUAGGUUAUAAAGCAGGUAUGGCCAAAGACAGUGAUCAUCGCUCAAUGCUGGACAACCAAGAAGAGAUCACAAAGUGGAGGAGGACAUUCUGUUUUGCUAUUGUGUUUGCUAUCCCAACUAUGGCUCUAAUGAUCUACUUCAUGCUCUCACACAACCAUGAAGUACUUGUUCCUGGCCUCUCCUAUGAAAAUCUAAUACUAUUUAUUCUUGCUACACCUGUACAAUUUUUGGGUGGCUACCCAUUCUAUGUGGUGGCUUGGAAAGCUUUGAAGCAUGGCAAUGCCAACAUGGAUGUUCUGAUUAUGUUGGCAACAUCUAUUGCAUACAUCUACUCAACGAUUGUACUCAUAGCAACCUUUUUUUUGCAAGAAGCCACCAGUCCAAAGACAUUUUUUGAGACUCCACCCAUGUUGAUAGCUUUUAUCUCACUGGGGCGUUGGUUAGAGAGCAUUGCCAAAGUGAGUUAUCUUUUUGACAGUACUGAUGAAGAAAUGAAUGUGAGCAUGAAUGAAAUAGUUAUACAGCAUCAUGGAAAGACAUCUGAAGCAUUGGCAAAGUUAAUGUCCCUUCAACCAACAGAGGCCACUUUAGUGCAGUUGAGUGAGAACAAAGAAGUUAAAUGGCAGAAGGUGAUUUCAGCUGACCUGGUGCAGCGAGGAGACAUCCUCAAAGUUGUUCCUGGUUCCAAAGUUCCUGUGGAUGGUCUAGUCUUAAUUGGACAUUCAACCAUAGAUGAAUCUCUCAUCACAGGAGAGUCUAUGCCCACUGAGAAGAAACCUGGAUCCCAAGUGAUUGGAGGUUCAAUAAACCAAAAUGGAGUGCUCAUCAUCAAAGCCACUCAUGUAGGGAAAGAAACAGCUCUCUCUCAGAUUGUGAAGCUUGUGGAGGAUGCCCAGACUUCUAAGGCUCCCAUUCAGCAGCUGGCUGAUAAAGUAGCUGGUUACUUUGUUCCCUUUGUCUGCCUGGUGUCUCUUGUGACACUUUUUAUAUGGAUCACAAUUGGCUACAUAGAUAUCACCAUCAUUGAUCCUAAUUACAAUGAGACUGGUUACAGUCACCAUGAAGUGAUCUUUCAGUUUGGU